Psylliodes chrysocephalus is the source of this 2344-nucleotide messenger RNA. Lineage: Eukaryota; Metazoa; Arthropoda; Insecta; Coleoptera; Chrysomelidae. The record is from the annotation of a GenBank genome assembly.
GUUUUCUUAACUUGUGGCCUUUUACUUUAUAUACAACUAAAAUAAUUUCAAAAUUAACCUCACUCUUGCAAACCAGAUCGUGGUUUAAAAUUUUUAAUUUUAAAAAGCUAAUUACAAAAUGAGUGAUGAUAGUGAUCAUUUUGAGUUUUCAGACCAAGAACUUGAUGACAAAGGGCAUGAUAAAAUAGUAGAAAAUGUAUUAAAGCUAAACAAAGUUCAACACGUAAAGAGUCCACAUCGAACAGAACCCACAACUCAAAUAUCAGAGUUCAAUUUGGUUAAAUCUCUUAGUGGACAUCAAAACUUAGUACACUUAAAUGAAUUAACGAAGGUACUAAAAGGUAGAAAAAAACAUGUUGAAAUAGCCAAUAAAGUGAAAUCUGCUAGUGGUAGAAGCAAAACUUUACCAAAACCUUUAGAAAAACCUCAGGCUGAACGUAUUAAGAGAACACUGAAUUACGAGAAAUCUAGGCUACAAUUUGAUCGUUGGGAGGCUUUAGUAACAUCUAAUAGAGCUGCUCCACAGCUUAUAUUCCCUUUAGACCAUGUUGAAAAAUUAAAAAUUAUAGAAAAGAAAGCUGAAGUAUAUCCAUCUACUUUCAGACUAAAAUCAGAUCUACAGAAAAAAUUAGAAGCUUUAGAACCCAAAAGUGAAGAAUAUCACAUAGAUAUAGAAGAGAAAAAUGAAUUUCCGCUAACUUUAGAAGAAUUGAAGGAAAAAAGAAAAGAAGCUGCAAAACUCAGAGCUCAUCAGAGUUAUAAAGAAGCAAAGGCAAGACGACAGAAUAAAAUUAAAAGCAAAAAGUAUCACAGAAUCUUAAGGCGAGAGAAAAUAAAAGAAAAAUUGAAAGAAUUUGAAUUACUCCAAAAAACCAAUCCUGAAGAAGCUCUGAAAAAGUUAGAUGAUAUUGAAAAAGCCCGAGCUGAAGAAAGAUUUAGCUUAAGACACAAAGGUACUGGACAGUGGGCUAGAAACAAACAAGUUAGGGCUAAAUAUGAUAAAGAAAGUCGUAAAGUCUUAGCACAACAGCUUUCCAUCAGUAGAGAACUUACACAAAAAGUUAAACCAACAGACAGUGAAUCAGAAGAUGAAGGCAUUGAAUCAAGUAACACAUCUUCUCCUACUUCUAAGCAAGCUGAUAAAAAUAAUCCUUGGGUUAAUGGUAUUAAACCUGACAAAGAUGUCACAGAUUUUGUUAGUGGUUAUAGAAAAUAUUGGAAUGAAGUAAAUAAUGUGUCCAAUGAAAAUAAUAACAAUUCAGAAAAUGCGAAUAAUAAUGAAAGCAAAACUGCAAAUAUUGGAGUUACAGAUGGUAAAAUUAAAAAAUAUAAAAUAAAAUCUGAUAACAAAGAAGUUAAAAAACUUGAAAAAACAAUGCAGAAAAAAAUUAAAAAGAAUAAAAGUAAGGAUGCUGAUACUUCGCAAAGUACAUCAGAUUGGGAAAUUAGUUCAUUACAAAAUGAAUUAAGAAGUUCUAUAGACGUAGAAGAUGUGUUUGAAACACUAGAAAAUAAAUUAAAUAAAAAGUUAAAACAAAAAUUGAUGAAAAUUAAAACUAAUUCAAAAACUAAAAAGGUAAAAAAAUCAACAACUAAAAAAACUUCUGAAAAAAAGAAAUGUGACCUUUCACUACCUUCAAGAAAUAAAAAACAAGUAAUAGAUGAGGAAAUGUCAGAACAAACUAAAAAUACAACUGACGAUUUUAAUGGAGAUAAUAAUCCUGAUUUGGUAACUUUGAAAAAUAUUCUAGCCAACAAAGAAAAAUGUGAUGAACCUGUUAAUAUAAAUCCUGAUAAAUUUAUCAAAGUCAAACAAACUGACUUAAAUACUGCUAUACCAGAUAUAUUAACAAUUGAUGAAAAUGAAGAAGAGGUUAACCAGAGGAACUUAAUAAUGGAAGCAUUUGAAGAUGAUGACAUUGCUACAGAUUUUGAUAAAGAAAAAGCUGAAGAAAUAGAAAAAGAUACUCCAAAAGAUAUAGACUUGAAUCUUCCAGGAUGGGGAAGUUGGGGAGGUACUGGUAUAGACUCUAGUAAAAGAAAACGUAAAAGAUUUAUUAUUAAAAUGCCACCAAAAAUGCCAAGAAGAGAUGAAAAUAAAGGAUCUUUAAUUAUUAAUGAGAAAGCACAAGCAAAAAUUAAACCACUCUUAGUUUCUGAAAUUCCAUUUCCAUUUAAAUCGGUUAAAGAUUAUGAGGCUAGUAUUAGGGCUCCUGUUGGAAGUUCGUUUGUUCCAGAAACAGCAUUUAGGAGGUUUAUUGAACCUGCAGUCAUUACCAAAAUGGGAGCAAUUAUUGAACCUAUAAAUAAAAGCAUAUUAAUGGGAAAAAAAAUACAAAUAUAA